AUGAAUGCGGCAUCGGCGACGCAUGGCAGGCUGGUCUCCGCCGCCACCGCCCAGCGCCGCCGCGUCAGUGGCGACAAGAAGGUUGCCGGCAAUGUCACCAAGCGCGGCCAGAUCUCAAAUCCGUCAGAGGAGGCGAGCGCUGGCGACAAGCUCCCAGUGUCCAAGCUCCUGCUCGGCUUCUUCAUGUUUGUGAUCUUUGGGUCGACUCUGCUCCAGCUCAUCAACAAGAUGGCCGAGCUUUCAACUUCCGCGUCAGGAGAGCGAGAGGAGCUCUGA
This is a messenger RNA of Emiliania huxleyi CCMP1516, 276 nucleotides long. RefSeq lists its product as hypothetical. Gene Ontology annotation, cellular component: endoplasmic reticulum. The record is from RefSeq and is a predicted model, not a curated record. The transcript has 4 exons. Gene Ontology annotation, biological process: endoplasmic reticulum unfolded protein response. NCBI's taxonomy places the organism in Eukaryota, Haptophyta, Isochrysidales, Noelaerhabdaceae. The coding region runs from base 1 to 276 and encodes 91 amino acids.